GGAGCUCUUGAAAGGAGACUUGUGGAGGAAGGUGAGAAAUGGCGUCUCAUAUCUUGCAUAUGGCUUCACGGUGGUUUCCUUCACUUGUUGGCUAACAUGAUCAGCUUAAUGUGUAUCGGAAUGCGCCUUGAACAAGAAUUUGGAUUCUUGAGAAUCGGAGCUUUGUAUGUGAUCUGCGGGCUUGGAGGAAGCUUGAUGUCUUGCUUAACAGAUUCCCAAGGAGAACGGGUAUCAGUUGGAGCAUCUGGUGCUUUGUUCGGAUUACUUGGUGCAAUGCUCUCAGAGCUUAUCACAAACUGGACAAUCUACGAAAAUAAGUGUACUGCACUUAUGACAUUAAUCCUGAUCAUUGUACUGAAUCUAAGCGUCGGGUUCUUACCACGUGUGGACAAUUCUGCUCAUUUUGGAGGAUUCCUAGCUGGUUUCUUCCUCGGGUUCGUCCUUCUUCUCCGUCCGCAGUACGGAUACGUGAACCCCAAAUACAUUCCCGCUGGUUAUGACAUGAAACACAAGAAAUCAAAACACAAGUGUUACCAACACAUCUUGAGGUUUACAUCUCUAGCCAUCCUUCUUGCAGGAUUUAUUGGGGCAUAUAGUAAGCUUCUCAGAGAACAUACCAUACAGAGCACGCCAAUCAGAGAAUUCAAUUAGCAGCUUGUAGCCAGCAGA
Camelina sativa (false flax) is the source of this 669-nucleotide messenger RNA. RefSeq names its product RHOMBOID-like protein 5. Gene Ontology annotation, cellular component: membrane. NCBI's taxonomy places the organism in Eukaryota, Viridiplantae, Streptophyta, Magnoliopsida, Brassicales, Brassicaceae. Gene Ontology annotation, molecular function: serine-type endopeptidase activity. The record is from RefSeq and is a predicted model, not a curated record. Gene Ontology annotation, biological process: proteolysis.